Branchiostoma belcheri (Belcher's lancelet) is the source of this 1745-nucleotide messenger RNA. RefSeq names its product notchless protein homolog 1-like. Gene Ontology annotation, cellular component: nucleolus. Gene Ontology annotation, biological process: Notch signaling pathway; ribosomal large subunit assembly. Gene Ontology annotation, molecular function: protein binding. NCBI's taxonomy places the organism in Eukaryota, Metazoa, Chordata, Leptocardii, Amphioxiformes, Branchiostomatidae. The coding region runs from base 121 to 1557 and encodes 478 amino acids. The transcript is spliced from 15 exons. The record is from RefSeq and is a predicted model, not a curated record.
GUGCGCACAUGUGGUGCAAACCCUGACUUGUUCCACCGGCCGGUUUUCUGGAAAAUUAGCCUAAUUCUGAAGAUUUCUAAAAGACCUGAAGUUGUAGGGUGUAUGCUGAAGACUUGAAAGAUGAGUGAGACGUCAGGGACCAGCCGAGUCCUGGCUCAGCUGAAGAGUGAGGCGGGAGAGGUUCUCGGCGCGCCCUUUGACCUUCCCCUGGACAUCACGCCGGAGAAACUACAGCUGGUGUGCCAUGCCCUGCUGGAGAAGGAAGAGACCACGCCAUAUGCAUUCUUCGUCAAUGACCGAGAAAUCGUCUCGGACCUCCAAGAUGUGGUUGAGAAGGAGAAGUUAGGCACAGAGCAGGUCUUAGACAUUAUCUACCAGCCUCAGGCUGUCUUCAAGGUGCGAGCAGUGACCAGGUGCACCAGUACCAUCGAGGGUCACUCUGAGGCUGUCAUCUCAGUAGCAUUCAGUCCUAGUGGCAGAUUUUUGGCCAGUGGUUCAGGAGACACAACUGUUAGAUUCUGGGAUAUCUACACAGAGACACCAAAGCACACAUGUAAAGGUCACUCUCACUGGAUCCUAGCAUUAGCUUGGGCACCUGAUGGCAAAAAAUUGGCAUCUGGGUGUAAAAAUGCACAGAUAUGUAUAUGGGAUCCAGCCACAGGGAAACAGGUGGGGAAAAUGUUAACAGGACACAAACAGUGGAUAACCUUUCUCUCAUGGGAACCAUUACACAGUAACCCAGAGUGCAGACGUCUGGCAAGUGCAUCAAAGGAUGGCACAGUGAGAAUAUGGGACGUGGUGUUGGGUAGGACGUUGCUGAGUCUGACAGGACACCUCCAGAGUGUGACGUGUGUGAAGUGGGGAGGGGAGGGACUGAUCUACACAGCCUCUCAGGACAGAACCAUCAAGGUCUGGAGACCUGACGACGGUGUGUUGUGUAGAACACUGCAGGGUCAUGGACACUGGGUGAACACCAUGGCCCUCAGUACAGACUACGCCAUACGCACAGGCGCAUACGACCCGGCAAAGGCCUCCAUCGUACACAGGGAUACACCUGAACCAGCUGAAGAAGUAAAGAAGAGGGCUUUAGAAAGAUAUGACUCUGCAAAGGGUACAGGGUCAGAAAGGCUGGUGUCAGGCUCGGAUGACUUCACCCUGUUCCUAUGGCAACCGUCUGUGGAUAAGAAGUCGUUAGCGCGUAUGACGGGCCACAUGGCACUGAUUAACGAGGUGUGCUUCUCUCCUGAUGCACGUAUCAUCGCCAGUGCCUCCUUCGACAAGUCUGUCAAGCUGUGGGACGGAAAAACUGGGAAGUACCUAACAUCACUGCGUGGGCAUGUCAAUGCUGUUUAUCAGGUUGCGUGGUCAGCUGACAGUCGACUGCUGGUCAGUGGAAGCUCGGACAGCACGUUGAAGGUUUGGGACGUUCGAACUCGCAAACUGGCUGUGGACCUGCCUGGACAUGCUGAUGAGGUAUUUGCGGUAGACUGGAGUCCUGAUGGCCAGCGGGUGGCCAGUGGAGGCAGAGACAGGGUUCUCAAGAUUUGGAGAACAUGAUCUCUCAGCAUUUACUGGAGAGUUGUACGACACAGUGGAAAUGGUGGCUUCUCCAGAAUACAGGUCUCAGAUGUUUUAUUUUAACUUAACUUUUGGAAAAUGGCGAUUUUCCACCAGAAAAGAUGGAAAUUUUAGUUUCAGUGAACUGAAAAUCAUGUUUACUAAAAGCAACCAGAACCAAAUUUGUU